Manis javanica (Malayan pangolin) is the source of this 7288-nucleotide messenger RNA. RefSeq names its product KLF transcription factor 13 (gene KLF13). Gene Ontology annotation, molecular function: RNA polymerase II cis-regulatory region sequence-specific DNA binding; DNA-binding transcription factor activity, RNA polymerase II-specific. Gene Ontology annotation, biological process: regulation of transcription by RNA polymerase II. The record is from RefSeq and is a predicted model, not a curated record. NCBI's taxonomy places the organism in Eukaryota, Metazoa, Chordata, Mammalia, Pholidota, Manidae.
AAUAUCCGCUCCUCCUCGAGUCGGACAAGGGGGCACUCCUAUUGGCGUGCGCAGAUCCUGAGGCUGGAUAGGCACCGUCCAUUUUCGGGAUUGGGCCAGCCUCGUAUCUACCGGCCAAUGGCGCCCACCCUUGCUCUCGGCCACGCCUCCUCGCUACGCGCGAGCGCGCGGCCGGCACGCGUUCCGGGGUUCCCGCCCCCUCCGUGAGCGCGGCUCUCCGCGGCCGCCACCGCCAGUAACCUGCGCCGCCAGGAUGUGGCUGGGGGCUGACGUCGGGUCCAGAUGUGGCCCCGGCCCCGCCCACCACCGGGGCAGGACCGCCCACACCGAGCCGCGGCGCGCACGGCUGCUGUCCCGCCUGCCACAAUGCGCGGCGAGGCUGCGGCCGCAACUUGGCGCGGUUGUCCCUAACGUCGCCGCUCGGCAUCCAUAGGACAGGCCGCCCCUGACGCCAGUCGGGAACCCCACUGUCCGCGCCCCCCAUGCACUCACUCUUCGGUGCCCGGCUGGGCGGGCGUCUCGCGGACGCGGAGUCGCUCGGGUGACGGCAGAGGCGGCUGCGCGCCCAGCCCAGCCCGCGGUGAGGGCGCGCCGCGCACCCGCCCCCCACAGCUCUCCCGAGGCCGUGGGUGCGGAUGCAUCGCUGACGACUCGCAGCGCCGAGCAGAGCCGCCUGCCGGGUGGCCAGAGUCCGCAGCAUGGCAGCCGCCGCCUAUGUGGACCACUUCGCCGCUGAGUGCCUCGUGUCCAUGUCAAGCCGCGCGGUCGUGCACGGGCCGCGGGAGGGGCCGGAGCCCGGACCCGAGGGCGCGGCCGCCGCUGUUGCUGCCACGCUGCCCCGUGUCGAGGAGCGUCGCGACGGCAAGGACAGCGCCUCGCUCUUCGUGGUGGCGCGAAUCCUGGCGGACCUCAACCAGCAAGCUCCGGCGCCGGCCGCGGUGGAGCGCAGAGAGGGCGCGGCGGCCCGGAAGGCGAGGACCCCCUGCCGCCUGCCGCCUGCACCUCCACCCGCUCCCGAGCCCGCUUCCCCCGGAGGCGGAGGCGUAGCGGCCGUGCCCCUCAGCCCCGCGUGGAGCGAGCCCGACCCCGAGCCGGAAGCAGGGCUGGAGCCCGACCGAGAGCCGGGGCCCUCGGGGAGCGGCGAGCCCGGCUUCAGACAAAGAGGCCGGCGGGGCCGAAGUCGCGCCGACCUCGAGUCCCCGCAGAGAAAGCACAAAUGCCACUACGCGGGCUGUGAGAAAGUUUACGGGAAAUCCUCGCACCUCAAGGCGCACCUGAGAACUCACACAGGUGAGAGGCCCUUUGCCUGCAGCUGGCAGGACUGCAACAAGAAGUUUGCGCGCUCGGACGAGCUGGCACGGCACUACCGCACACACACGGGCGAGAAGAAGUUCAGCUGCCCCAUCUGCGAGAAGCGCUUCAUGCGCAGCGACCACCUGACCAAGCACGCACGCCGCCAUGCCAACUUCCACCCAGGCAUGCUGCAGCGGCGCAGCGGGGGCUCGCGGACCGGCUCCCUCAGCGACUACAGCCGCUCCGAUGCCAGCAGCCCCACCAUCAGCCCGGCCAGCUCGCCCUGAGCCCGCCUGGCUGCCGCGGGGCAGCCCCGUAGCACAGCCCCACCAGCCUGUCCGCGGGCCUGGCCGCCGCUGCUGUCCGGGGCCCCAGGCCGAGGACCCCUCCCAUACCACAGCCAUGAGCCGAUGCUCUCACGUACUCUAGUGAUUCCGUGUCUUCUCCUUUUGUACUAAGAAGAGAGAACUUGGUCAACAACAAAGCCCCAAUUUUCUUCACCUCAGGUGUCAAAGUAAAUUUGUAAAAAAAACAAAAAAUUUUCAAAAAACACCAUCCACAAAUUGCACAAUAGACAUAGUCACGAAGGUGAGAUUCAGCGGUGUUGAACCCCCCCUUUCUCAGGGAUGGACAUCUUCCAUGAGGUCAGUGAGGACACCCCUUCCUGCCGCCUUAUUCUGUACAUAGAUUUGCACUCUGGAGUUUUCUGUUAGGUUGGGAACACACUGGCGAUGGAGCAGGCGAAGCAGUGCAGGUGGAGCUCAGCGUCUGGCCUGCAGGUCAGUCCGUUGGUCCGGCUGGAGCAGGCGGGCUCACUGACAUUUGUGCUUCUGGGGCAGAUUCCUGAGCAAGGGGCCGCACGUCUCCCCCCUCCUGCCCACCCACCCAGCCUCCAGCCUCUGCUCCCAGGGGCCCCACCGGGCCCAGUACAUGAAUGGUUCAGAGGGAUGCCUUAAGCUGUGCUGGGCAAAAGAAGCACCGCACCUGGGGACACUGCAGAGGCCCCUGCCCUUCGUGGGGCUCUGCGCAUCUCUCUCUGCCUCCAGGAGCCCCUCUCGGGGGCCUCUUGGAGCACUGGAAGGAGAUGCAAGCUGCAGGUGGGCAGACCACUGCACCAGUGGUCAUCCGCCGUGACAGCCUGGGCCGUGAGGUGCAUGCCGCACACGGGGAUGACUGCUCACUCUGUGUCCCUGCAGAAGGCACACAGGGACCUUUCACUUUGCCGUGUUCCCUGGCCAGAAAAUAGAGCCUGGAAAUCCGGUCAUCUACAAAGAUGUCUGAUAGUGUUGGUGCACCCGGAUCCCUUGUUCCCAGGAUCGGCCCUGCUACCAGGAGCCCUUUGUUUGAAACAGUGGGUAAGGUGGUCGGGCUGCCUUCCAGAGGCCCUGUGUGUGUGCCUCGCAGAGACCCUUCUGUAGCAAGAGACCGGAACAUUGUGACUUGGAACUUUUUUGGGAGAGGUGAAGCGAUGUUAUGGGAAAUGCUGUUGGAGCACGUGCAUUCUGUUUCCUCCCCGGGGAACAGCAGACAAAUAUUGUGGGAAAUGCUCUCAGACCCACCGUGUUCCCAGCUCAGCAUUAGCAGACCUCCAGCUUCUCUGCAAGCUCUGCAUCCGCCAGACUCCUCCCUCUCCCUCCAUUUCUCCCCUCUGCCUGGGAGGCCCCGGCCCACACCCUGCCUGCGGCACAUUAGGGCUCAGAGGCCCCGUUGCCAGCCUUCUCCUGCUUGGAGAGGAGGAGCAGAGAGCUGGGCAUUUUCUCCUGGAGCCCCAGCCUGAGCUGGGUUGGGGUUUGAGCCCCAGUGGGUCAAUCAGGCUGGGCUCCUCUGCAGACAGUUGGGGUUCCAGUCCCAUGCUGCUGCCCAGGCACUGCCCUUCCCUUAAUCCUGAGAGUUGGGGCCUGUAAAUACAAGCCCCUAGGACAGAGAGAGAGAGAGAGAGAGUGUGUGUGUGUGUGUGUGUGUGUGUUGGGGCAGGGGUGUGGGUGUAUGGGUUUAAGGCAGACUUAGGGUAUCUUGCAGAGACCUCUGCUCAUUUUGAUGAGGAACGAUCCAUGGGACCUUGGAGGGCCACACAUCGGCUUCCUGGGCCCAGAGUGCCUUGGUUGUGGCCAUCCUGCUUCCAUCUGCACCCUAACACGGCAUGGGGUGUAGCACAGAGAAACUCAGAGACCUGGCUUUGCUCACAGCCCUUGGUUGAUGGGUGCCCUUUGUCCGUAGUGACCCCGAGGGUGGCACUCUGCUGUCUGCAACCCUCCAGGUGCCCAUUUCUGACUAAACUGUGUGUGGGAUGGGACUGGCCAGUGGCUGGGUGGUGGCUUCUGAGUAGCAUGAGCAGUAUCAAUUGGGCAAUAGUUUUGUUCUUGCUGUGGAAGGAGCCAUGUGGGAGCAGUGCAGGGUGGGUGGCCUCCACCCUGGCCAGGCACAGGGCUGGCUGCCCUGGCCACUGGGCUCCAUCUGGGCUGUGUGACAGCCCUGCUUGCAUUUGGUCUGGGGAAGAGAGUGGAAUACGCUAUAGAGACCUGGACAGGAGAGGGCCCCAGGUGCUUGGAGUGGAGCUCUUCAUGCCAGUUCCAAAGUCAGGCCCAGAAGGGCCCUCAGAGGUCCCUCCCAAAGCUGUUAAUGUGUAAGGCACAGAAAGCCACACUCUGAACACAUUUCAUGUCUCAGGAACUCACAUUCCAGAUUCAGGAAUUUUAUUCCAAAGUCCUUUGGUGUGCGCACUGUCCACCGGGCCCCUGAAGGCGGGGAGAGGGAGCUGCGUGUCUCUCAGAGGCCGCAUGGCGCCGUCCCCUGGAGGAGCCGGGCGUCUCCUUGUGAUCUGCCCACGGCAUCUCGGAAGGAGAGUUUCUAACCCUGUGUCUAUCUGCACGUGAGAAGGGGAAAAAGGACUCUAAACCCAGUCAUCUGGAAUAAAAGAAGAGCUGGUUUGUUUUAGAGGCAGGGUGGGGGGUGGGGGAGGGAAAGCGGGCAUUUGCUGUUUCCAAAGAGAGCACUUAAUUUAAUUUUUCCUCUAAAUGACCCAGGGCUGUUCUGUCAGAUAGAUGGAAGGGUAACAUUGCCUUAAACAGAAAUAUGCAGGCAUAGGCUAUUUUUGGCAAAUGAGCAUGUCUUCAUUCCCAAAGUGGUUCUUGCCUAAUGGCAGGGUGCAGUCCUAUUGCCAUGGUCCUAGCUUGCAAGAUGGGACGCUGCUCUUCUGACUGAGGUCACCUGGAGGGAGUGCCUGCCUGGCACUCCUGGGCAUUGGCCUGGGGCUCUGGCAGCAGACCAUCUUGACUCACCUCAUCUCAUAUCGGGCAGGAAAGAUUCGUGAAUCUCAGGCAAGGCUCAAAUGGGCUCUCACUAGCAUCUCAUCAUCAUGGAAUGUGGAAUGCCUGUAAAAGACGGUGGUGGGCCUGGGAAAGGUGCCUCCCCACCAGCACCCACCAAAAGUAGUCACAAGAGGAGGGUGCUCCUGAAACAGCCUGCAUUUUCUUCUAAGAUGUAGAAUGUCUUCCCAGCCUGGGUCUCUUUCAGGGUCUUUCAUUUUUCUGGUUUAUGGCCAUGCUUGCUGGCUUCCGUGUGAUUCAGGAACCCAUAGGACUUGUAAAAGAAGGGUGAAAACUCACACUUUGGUUUGUGGCAGACUCCAGUUCUUGCAGGCCAAGGGGACAAAGAUCUCAAAAUGAAGGUUGCUUGUGAAGGCAGAGUUUCCCUUCAAAAAGGCCCAAAAGUGAUCCUGGAUUCAACCAUCAGGGGGCUCAUGUCCCAAAUAAGAAAAGCCCUCUCAUCAGCCAUAUUAGGGGACCAGUUGUCAGCUCCCCUGCAUGCCUAUGGAAUCCUACAGCCAUCCAAACAGACACAAAUGGACGCAGCUCUUUCCACAAAGGGCCAGGGAUCCUCUCCUGUUGGGUGCUAUGUAAGAAUGGGCAGUGAUAACCUUGAUGGAAAUGUGGCCCUAGAGGUGUCCUACCUGCAUCUCCACCCAUGGCAUUUAGGGCGCAGGACACCCACCUUUAUUCUGAGGCCAUGCAUCCGGGCAGGUGCAGGGUUUGCCAUGGUGCAACCUCCAGGUGCAGACAGCAGCACUGGGGUCCCCAGGUCUCACCGUGCCCCAGGUCAGAGUGCAAACCAGUGAAGGGUGGUUCGGAGGUGGGACAGACCACAGGUGGCCCCCAGCCUGCUAGCUGGGAAAUGUGGAGAAGGCUGGUGGCCUGUGGUCCCAAGUGGAAGUGUGGCAGAACUGGGGUCUCCAUUCAAGUCUCCUGCCCAGCCCCGAGUCUCCAGAAGACCCAGCCUCUUUUCCUGCCAGAAGCAGGUGCUAAGGCUGGCUGCAGAGGGCCACACCCCUCCCCGGGGGCUUCCGCGUCAGUCUCAGUGAGCAGGACGGCCGGCUAACGAGAAACGUGAUCUGAGCAAUGGCUUCCCCUUGUUUCUUGGCUCCUCGUUUGGCUGUGUUUACAAGGCUACCUGAUUAUUUUGACUGCUGACAGCUAUCACUGAUUUUUUUUUUAACUCAUUUUUUAAAAGUUGCACAAAGACAGUGCUAGAAGACUUAAAGGGUCUGAUGUUACCUGUCACAUCUCAACCAGUAAGAAAUGAUGGUAGGCCAUGCGCAUCUUUUGCUAUCCAAAGAUUCCACAUACGAUUUUGGUGACCAUAUUUUCCAAAGCUAAAAUCAAGGAUAUGGGCUGACACUCCAGGAUCUCUCUGGGAAGAGAAGGGCUAACUCCAAUUACUGAUUUUUCUGAUUCCAAGGCUAGGUUUCAAAGCUUUUUCCCAGACACAUUCCAGAGAAUUUUGUUUUAGAAUAUGGAUAAACAAUCCAGCUUACUACUGAUCAAUGCCUGGACAUUAUUUAGGAAGACACUCUUCCCCACACUGUCUUGUCUUUCAUCGGAAGAGUUGGGUUUGGUGGGAGGCAUGAGCUCCGGGCCCACUAGGGCAGAGGGGCCACACUUGGUUUCUACUGAUCCCCCUACAGCGAGGUCGGACUUGGGAUGUGGCCACCUGGCCCUGCCCAGCCCCUCCCCUUGUCACACAGCUUUAAUACCUUACUACUUUUAUUUAAAGAUGAACAGGAUGGGAGAGAAGGGGUGUCCCCUGCUCCCAUGUCAUACAUACUCUGUGGGGACACAGGAAGCAUAUGGAGGGCAUGGGGUAAAGCAUAGAAGCAGCUUUCUCCCAGUGUUCAGGGGCAUUUUCUUAGUGACAUGUUGACAGGCUGCCGCACACAUUCAUUUGGGAGCCAAGCAUGUGAGCUGAAUACCUGCAAGAUAACUACAGGCCAGGCUGAAAGCUGGCCCUCCCUCUCCAGCCGUACCAAGCCAGACCCCUUCCAGACUGCCCUACACAUGGGGUAAGGGAGCCACUUCCCAGCCUGGCUCAGACACCACUUGGGGGUCUGGGUGGGGGCUAUGCCCAGGUGCGUGAGAGACCUUGCUUCCUGGCCUCACCUUGGAGGGUCCCAUGUGCCGAGUGCUACAGACCCCGAGGGCUUGGGCGUAAGGUCUGAGCAGCUAUGCACUGUCAGGUGAGGGGCUUGGUGCCUCUCCCAUGUGCCUGAGAAUUGCUGGUGGGGGUGUGCUGGGUGCAUGCCUUGGCCACCCCUAGACUCACACAGAUGACCCCUUCCCUGUUCAAAGCCAUUGAUGGAGCUUCUCUGGACUCGUUUGCCAAAAUCCCAAGGCAGAACCCAAGGGUCCAAGACCAUUUCCAUGGAGCACACAUUUUCCUGUUCUGUAGGAAUUUUUUUUUUUAACCAGCACCACACCACGCUUCCGAAAGCCGUGUUUCAUCUCUCCUGGAUCACUACAGUGAAGUAUUACAGUCAUAUAGUUCCCAAUCUGGCCUUGGCUUGCUCGGACAAAACUUUGUAUGUAUUUUGUAUGGCAUAGAUUCUAUAUUGUAAUGAUGUCCUAUGCAAAAAGAAAAAAAAUUAAAUUGUAAAUUUUAUCGUUUUAACGUGUAUGCAUGUUUAGUGACGUUUACAUUUUGAAAUAAAAUUUAUGAUUCAUUA